This is a messenger RNA of Lacerta agilis (Sand lizard), 610 nucleotides long. Its product is annotated as protein S100-A4-like. The transcript has 3 exons. Gene Ontology annotation, cellular component: cytoplasm. Lineage: Eukaryota; Metazoa; Chordata; Lepidosauria; Squamata; Lacertidae. The record is from RefSeq and is a predicted model, not a curated record. Bases 33 to 431 code for a protein of 132 amino acids. Gene Ontology annotation, molecular function: calcium ion binding; transition metal ion binding.
AAUAAAAGGCCGGAUUUGCCGAGGCUUUAAAUAUGGCUCGAGUUGUCACAAGCCCUCAUAUCCUGCCCUGUAGCCUCCUCGAUCGCUUCGGUGUUUGGUUGCUGUGGUUCCGAGAGCAUCCGAAAAUGGCGAGUCCCCUGGAGAAGGCCCUGGAGGUGAUGGUCACAACUUUCCACAACUACUCCGGCAAGGAAGGAGACAAGUACAAGCUGAACAAGGCAGAGCUGAAAGAGCUUCUCCUGAAGGAGCUGCCUGGGUUCCUCGGGAAAAAGAAGGACGAGGCGAGUUUCCAGAGGAUCAUGAGCAACUUAGACAACAACAAAGACAACGAGGUGGACUUCCAAGAGUACGCCGUCUUCCUGGCCUGCGUGGCCAUGAUGUGCAACGAUUUCUUCCAGGGCUACCCCGACAAGAUGCCGAGGAGCAAGUGAUCCGAGGGGUGGGGCAGAAUCAAGGGCAAUUGUGGUGUCUGUGCAGGCCGGAGACCGGAGAGCUCAGCCUCGCGCCUGUUCUCUCCUUCUCCCUCACAAAGGCUCCGUCAACAAUGCCUCUCUGAUCUGGAGGCUCCACGCCUCUUUCUCUUUCCACAAUAAAGUUUGCUUUAAAACUU